AUCAGAUCAGUAUCAGAUACUAGAGCAAAACAAUCCUAUAAUUUAUAUUUAUCAUUUUUUAAGACAUGUGACGAAAGCUCAGAUUAUGCAAAGGAUUAUGUUGCAUUAAACAUUGAAGAAUAUACCUCACGUAUAAAUGUUGUAGUGGUAAAUGAAAGUGAGGACAGGUUGGCAUUAGAAUUCGAUUUAAUCCAUAUCGAAGCUCCAGUUGCUAAUGCGCUCAGGAGAAUCCUGAUUGCUGAGGUUCCAUCUAUGGCCAUAGAAAAGGUGUACCUCUAUCAAAACACAUCAAUUAUACAAGAUGAAGUUCUAUGCCAUCGCUUAGGAUUACUUCCAGUAAAUGCAGAUCCUCGUAUGUUCGAUUUUCCUUCAGAGAAAUCAGCAAGUACCAAUGAAUUGGGUACUGAUUGCGAUGAAGAACCUGCUGGUGAUCCUAAACGGAAUCUUAUAUUUGAAAUAAACGUCAAAUGUACUCGUAAACGCAACUGUCCAACUAUCGCUACAGAACCUAUAUUAAUUUAUGACAAUUCUGUCGUCUACACAAAUUCGUUCAAAUGGGUCCCAAUCGCAAAUCAGGAAACGGUUCUCCGACCACCUCCAAAAAUGGUCCAUGACGAUAUAUUAUUAGCAAAGCUAAGGCCUGGUCAACAAAUAGAAGCUAGAUGCCAUUGCAUAAAAGGUUGCGGACGUGACCACGCCAAGUUUUCUCCGGUAGCUACGGCAACAUAUCGUAUCUUACCUGAUAUCAAGCUAAAAAAGCAAUUUAGUGGCGAUGAUGCGGAAAGGAUAAAAUCUUCAUUUUCUGAAGGAGUUAUCGGCAUCGAUUCUGGUGGUUUCGCUUUCGUACAAGAUGCCAGACGUGAUGCAUGCAACAGGAACAUUUUUCGAUAUGAAGAUCUUGCCAAGAACAUUGAACUUACACGAAGGAAAGGUCAUUUUAUUUUUAGUGUUGAAAGUACGGGUGCACUCAAAAGCAGCGAUUUAGUUAUCGAAGCUUGUAAAAUAAUGGAGGAAAAAUGUCGCUAUUUAUCCGAUUUAUUUGAACGGAAAAUAAAAUUGACGAAAAAGCAAGCAGUUUUUAAAGCAAGAAAAAUUAAAUUAAAGGAAUGA
Dracunculus medinensis (Guinea worm) is the source of this 1110-nucleotide messenger RNA. The record is from the annotation of a GenBank genome assembly. NCBI's taxonomy places the organism in Eukaryota, Metazoa, Nematoda, Chromadorea, Rhabditida, Dracunculidae.